GAAACUGUGGCAGUGUUCAUCUAAAGGGUGUAAUGGUGUUUCUUUGGGAUGUAAUUUUGUUCUCCAGAAGGAUGUGACAUUGUUCGGUUGAAGAAUGCAUUACUGUUCUUCUGGAGGAUGUGGCAAAGAUCUUCUGGGGGUGUAACAGUGUUUCUCUUGCGGUGUGACUGUUCUCUCCGAAGAGUAUCACAGUCUUCUUGUCUGGGGUGGAUCAAGGUAUCUUUCAUGAGGGGUAGACAUAGUUGCUAAGGGGAGUGUAGUAUUAUCCACAUGUUGGGAGUUGAUCAGUUCAGGAAAAUACGGCCACAGAGGUUAAUGUAGAACCGGCAUCAUGGCGAAAACAACGAUGUAGAUGAAACUAAGAACUACGUGCGGGGAUGUGACGGUCUGUCUCAUGUUAAGUCUGGCAUUAACUAAAGGCCAAGCCUCAUGCAGUUCCAGAUAAAGGCUAUAAAUGUACACAACUGUGUUGCAGAUGAAGGCUGUUUUGAUUCUCUCCGUGGCUGCCGUGGCGACGGCAGGGUAUUAUAGACCCUAUGGAUAUGGCACUGGUGCGUUGGCUGGGAGACUUGGAGGAGGACUUCUCGGAGGAGGACAUCUUGGAGGAGGUGGUCUAGUCGGAGGACCAGCUCAUGGUGUCGGUGUUGUUCAUGGUGGUGUUGGGUACGCAAAGGUGGACCUGAGUGUGGGUGGCAGCGACUAUCACUUCUCGUGGCGUCACGAUGGUGGCAAGAACUAUGACGGGCACAGUGCCAACUAUUACUGCUCCAGCCUGGGCAAGGGAUGGCAGGGCGUCAGCAUCGAGACUCCUGAAGAGGACAAGAUUAUCUCAGACAUCAUCUACAAAGACAAUGUGAAGUACAUCUGGACGAGCGGUUAUCGUAGCGGUUAUGGCUUCCUCUGGGGCUCCGGUGCUCCCUUCUACGGCAUCAACUGGUCUUACACCGGCAGCGAGGGGCUUCCCCAGCCAGACAACGCUGAGGGCGGGAAGGAGUUCUGUCUGGCAGUGCUCAACAACUUCUACAAUGACGGCAUCAGAUGGCACGAUGUCGCCUGCCACCACGAGAAGCCCAUCAUCUGUGAGCGCCGUGGGGUUUACUAUGGCUGAGCAGCCCAUCACUGACUGCACUCCAAGAUGACCUGGGAUCAUAAUGAUAAAUUCUCUAUAAUCUGGAGAUAUUCAUUCGGUUAAUAAAUGUUGCAGAGAAGGAAA
Molecule: messenger RNA, 1213 nt
Organism: Procambarus clarkii (red swamp crayfish)
Lineage: Eukaryota; Metazoa; Arthropoda; Malacostraca; Decapoda; Cambaridae
Source: RefSeq, a predicted model, not a curated record